AUGAGCACGCGGAGGGAGGGUGGCAACGAUGACGCAGAGGGAGGUGGCAACGACGACGCGGAGGGAGGGGGCAACGACGACGCGGAGGGAGGUGGCAACGACGACGAGGAGGGAGGGGGCAACGACGACGAGGAGGGAGGGGGCAACGACGACGAGGAGGGAGGGGGCAACGACGCGGAGGGAGGGGGCAACGACGACGUGGAGGGAGGGGGGGAACAACGACGCAAUAGAGAUGGUAGCGGCAAGGACGGAGACGGUAGCGGCAAGGACGGAGACGGUAGCGGCAAGGACGGAGACGGUAGCGGCAAGGACGGAGACGGUAGCGGCAAGGACGGAGACGGUAGCGGCAAGGACGGAGACGGUAGCGGCAAGGACGGAGACGGUAGCGGCAAGGACGGAGAUGCUAGCAGCAAGGACAAUGGAGCAGGCAACAAGAAGAGAGGUGAUAGCAUCAAGGACAGUGGAGAGAGUAAUGAGGAUACUGAUGGCACAAACAAGGACAGUGGAGGGAUCGAUGAGGACAAGGGUGACAGCAACAAGGACAUGGGAGAAACAAACAACGUCAGCAAUGGACAAAUUUGA
This is a messenger RNA of Schistocerca serialis cubense, 582 nucleotides long. RefSeq lists its product as uncharacterized. The coding region runs from base 1 to 582 and encodes 193 amino acids. NCBI's taxonomy places the organism in Eukaryota, Metazoa, Arthropoda, Insecta, Orthoptera, Acrididae. The record is from RefSeq and is a predicted model, not a curated record. The transcript is spliced from 2 exons.